AGCAACAACAACAAUAGCCGGAAAAACUAAACAGCAACAUGUUAAAGCGUUUACAAAUCAUAAAGCCGGUCAUCGGCCAGAGCAUGCGUCAAAAGCUUUCCUCCUAUGCCAAACAGCCGGGUGGCGGUGCACAAGAUAUGCGUCCAGCAGCACAGGGUAAAAUCAAAUUGGAAUCUCCCACGGUAAUUUCACAAGUUGAGCGAAAAUUCCACGAGGGUAAGCAGUACAGCGGUUUCGAAUGCAUUCGCUGUGAAAAUGUACCAGAAUUCGGUAUAAUGUCAUAUACAUUCCGUCACCUGGGCACCGGAACAGAAUUAUGGUAUUUGGAUCGCAAGGAUAGUAAUAAUGUGUUUUCGGUCAAUUUCCGUACCACACCUUUUGAUUCGACCGGUCUGCCACACAUUUUGGAACAUUGUGUGCUGUGCGGCUCACAAAAGUAUCCGGUGCGUGAUCCAUUCUUUAAAAUGCUAAAUCGUUCGGUGGCCACAUUUAUGAAUGCCAUGACCGGUCCGGAUUAUACAAUGUAUCCAUUUUCAUCGAUGAACGAAACGGAUUAUAGGAAUUUGCAGAAAAUCUAUUUGGAUGCGGUAUUUAGACCCAAUUUGGAAUAUUUGGACUUUUUGCAAGAAGGCUGGCGUUUGGAACAUUCCAAUUUGAAGGACAAAGAAUCGGAAUAUGUCAUCAAGGGUGUUGUGUACAAUGAAAUGAAGGGUGCAUUCUCGGAAAAUUCAUCAAUUUUCGGACAAAAUCUUCUCAACAAUUUAUUACCCGAUCAUACCUAUGGUUAUGUGUCGGGUGGAAAUCCCCUUGAAAUACCCAAACUGACACAUACAAAUCUGGUUGAUUUCCAUCGUAAAUAUUAUCAUCCCAGUAAUGCUCGCAUCUAUGCCUAUGGAUCAUUUGAUUUGAGCAAAACAUUGGCCUGUGUUAACGAGGAGUAUCUCAGCAAAUAUGAACCCAUCGAUAAUAGCUAUAGCCGUAUACCCAAUCAACCGAGAUGGAAUAAACCACGCAAUGUCCAUAUCUCUAGUCGUUUCGAUAAUAUGGGAGCACCCUUCGAGAAGCAAAAUCAAAUUGCUAUCGCCUUGUUAAUGUCCGAUGUGACAGAUAUUCAAGAAACAUUUGUCCUGUACGUUUUGUCGGAGCUGUUGGUAAGGGGACCCAAUUCACCGUUCUAUCGUAAUUUGAUUGAACCGAACUUUUCGGGUGGUUACAAUCAAACCACCGGUUUUGAUCCACAAAUUAAGGAUACAUUCUUCUGUGUGGGUCUGCAAGAUUUGAAGGUGGAUGAUUUUGGCAGGGUGCAAGAAUUGUUUGAUGCCACCGUCAAGGAGGUCAUAGAAAAGGGCUUUGAUGCCAAACACAUUGAAAGUGUUCUACACAAUAUCGAGUUGUCAUUGAAACAUCAAUCGCCACAAUUUGGUUUGGGAUUGUUAUUCAAUUCUACACCGCUGUGGAAUCAUGAAGGUGAUGUGGUACAGAACCUAAGAGUAUCCAGUAUGAUAAGCAAUUUCCGUGCGGAAUUACAAAAUGAUUCACAAUAUUUGCAAAAGAAAAUGGCCCAUUACUUUGCCAAUAAUACCCACAGACUGACACUGACCAUGUCUCCCGACGAUACCUAUGAAGAUAAUUUCAAAACCGCCGAAUUGGAAUUGUUGCAAAAGAAAAUUGUGGCCUUAGAUCAUGAGAAGAGAACCAAAAUCUAUGAAAAUGGUUUGAAAUUGGAAGAAGCCCAAAAGGCGCCACCAAAUUUGGAUAUUUUGCCAUGCUUGAAGUUGAGUGAUGUACAAGAGGCCCCCAAACUACAACCCUUGGAUGUGGUUAAGGUACAAAAUGUUCCCACACAAGUGUGUAAUGUGCACACCAAUGAAAUCUCCUAUUUCAAGUGUUACUUUGAUGGCUCCUCGCUGUCACAAGAAGAGAUUUUGUUAAUACCACUCUUCUGUAAUAUUAUCAACGAUAUGGGUACUAAAAAUUAUGACUAUAGAGAUUUUGAUAAGCUGGUAUUAUCGAAGACGGCUGGUAUUAAUUUCAAAUUACAUUUUGCCGAAAAUAUCUACGACAGUAAAACAUUCGAUUUGGGUGUUCUGAUGACCACACAUGCCUUGGAUAAAAAUGUUGAGGCAAUGUUCGAUUUGAGUAAAGAGCUGUUGUUGAAUUUCAAAAUGGACGACGCGGAGCGUGUUAAAAUGUUGCUCGAUAAUUAUAUGUCCAACAUUUCGGUAGGCAUUGCCAGUUCGGGACAUUUAUAUGCCAUGCAGUCGUGUGCUGGUUUGGUUACCGAUUCGGCUAAAUUGAAAUCCAUGUUGGCCGGUGUGGAACACAUUGAGUAUAUGAAACAAUUUGCCACGGACAAUAGUAUUGAACAAAUUAUGAGUAAAUUAAAGAAUUUGGGAGAGAAGCUGUUCAAUAAGAAAACAAUGCGUAAUGCUGUCAACACCUCGGAGGAAUUUUAUCCCAGCUUUAUUCAGGCCUAUGAGAAAUUCUUGGGUGAUUUGCCGGAACAGGCAGUGGAGAAGGGGGAAAAUAAAGUAAACCUCUUGGAGCCAAGCUGUCAACAUUUUGUGAUGAAUAUUCCGGUUAAUUAUUGUGCCAAGGCCCUGUUUACUGUGCCGUAUACCCAUCGAGAUCAUCCAACAUUGAAAGUGUUGGCCAAAUUGAUAUCGGCCAAAUAUCUUUUGCCUGUGGUGAGAGAACAAAAUGGUGCCUAUGGCGCUGGCGCCAAAAUCGGUUCCGAUGGCAUCUUCAGCUUCUUCAGUUAUCGUGAUCCCAAUUCCACCAAAACCCUGGAAGCCUUUGACAAUACAUAUCAGUGGUUGCAAGAGAACAAUUCACUGUUGAAUGAACAAACAUUGUUUGAAGCCAAAUUGGGGGUGCUGCAACAGCUGGAUGCCCCCAUUGCUCCCGGAAAUCAAGGUAUUGAUUUCUUCCUGUAUGGGGUUAGUCAAGAAAUGUUCCUUAAAUAUAGAGCGCGUAUGUUGGCCGUCACAAUGAGCGAACUGCAACAGGCCGUGGAGAAAUAUUUCAAAACACCACCCACAUAUUAUGGCAAAUGUUUGUUGGGUCCCGAAAACAAGGAUUUGGAAGCUGUUACCAAACUUAAAUGGAAGGUUAUAAAUUAAGGCACACACACGCAUCGACUAGAUUUUAGUAUAGGGCAUUAUGUGUGUUAUGUUUUGU
Molecule: messenger RNA, 3180 nt
Organism: Musca vetustissima
Lineage: Eukaryota; Metazoa; Arthropoda; Insecta; Diptera; Muscidae
Product: presequence protease, mitochondrial
Exons: 2
Coding region: 39-3122 (1027 amino acids)
Biological process (GO): protein processing
Cellular component (GO): mitochondrial matrix
Molecular function (GO): metal ion binding
Source: RefSeq, a predicted model, not a curated record